Clupea harengus (Atlantic herring) is the source of this 4431-nucleotide messenger RNA. RefSeq names its product xylulokinase homolog (H. influenzae) (gene xylb). The record is from RefSeq and is a predicted model, not a curated record. Gene Ontology annotation, biological process: D-xylose metabolic process; xylulose metabolic process; phosphorylation. Gene Ontology annotation, cellular component: cytosol. NCBI's taxonomy places the organism in Eukaryota, Metazoa, Chordata, Actinopteri, Clupeiformes, Clupeidae. Gene Ontology annotation, molecular function: D-xylulokinase activity.
GAGGAAUACUUAUGAGUUUGCGUGCACGCGGCCCCUUUAAAUAUUCGGAGACAUUGUACACACCAUGACACCCACGUGCCGAUCAGUGCCUUCCAAAAAUCUUUAUUGUUUGUGAUGGCUGCAUCAAGCGGUUCUUGUUACCUGGGAUUUGAUUUCAGCACCCAGCAGUUAAAAGUUGUAGCCAUCGACGAAAACCUUGACUUGAUUCACCAGAACAAUGUGCAGUUUGACAUUGAACUGCCAGAAUUCAGGACCCAGGGAGGGGUGCAUAUACAUGCUGAUAGGCUGACUGUUACUUCACCAGUACUCAUGUGGGUUAAGGCCCUCGACAUGACCCUUGACAAAAUGAAAGCGACUGGCUUUGACUUCUCCUGCGUGCGGGCCCUCUCUGGAAGUGGGCAGCAACACGGUAGUGUCUACUGGAAAAAAGGAGCCUGUCAAGCACUCAGACAUCUUGAUCCAGAGAAGACACUGCACCAACUCCUCCAGGGUCAGUUUGCUGUUCAGGACAGUCCAAUAUGGAUGGAUUCCAGCACGUCGGCUCAGUGUUCGCACCUGGAGGAGUCUGUAGGGUGUGCUCAAACCUUGGCUGAUAUCACCGGCUCCCGGGCAUAUGAGCGUUUCACUGGAAAUCAGAUUGCAAAGAUUCAUCAGUCAAAGCCUGAUGUUUACACUGAAACAGAGAGGAUCUCGCUCGUCAGCAGCUUUGGUGCCUCCAUAUUUCUGGGUGAUUAUGCAGCAGUUGAUUUCAGUGACGGUUCCGGGAUGAACUUAAUGGACAUAUUCUCAAAGCAGUGGUCGCCACCCUGUCUUCAGGCCACAGCUCCUGGUUUAGAAGCCAAACUAGGUGCUCCAGUCCCAUCCACUGCCGUCCUGGGUGACGUGUCAUCUUACUUUGUGAAGAGAUAUGGCUUUCCUAAGGACUGCAAAGUGGUGGCCUUUACAGGAGAUAACCCAGGGUCCCUUGCAGGAAUGAGGCUCCAGGAAGGUGAUCUAGCGGUCAGUUUGGGCACUAGUGAUACAGUCUUCCUCUGGAUCAAGGAACCCAAGCCCACCGUAGAGGGCCACAUCUUCUGCAACCCAGUGGACUGCCAGGCCUACAUGGCUUUGAUAUGCUUCAAGAACGGCUCUCUCACCCGAGAGAGGAUCCGCGACGCCUGCGCUGGGGGCACCUGGGACGCCUUCUCCAGGUCCCUGAGGUCCACCCCCAUGGGAAAUCAAGGCAACCUAGGCAUCUACUUCGACGCCAUGGAGAUUACACCUCCUGCUGUGGGGACUUACAGGCUCAACAAGGAAGAUCAAGCAGUCGAGGCCUUCACACAGGAGGAAGAGAUCCGAGCCCUGGUCGAGGGACAGUUCCUGGCAAAGAGGGUCCAUGCCGAAAAACUGGGCUACAAAAUCCUACCUGGUACCAGGGUCCUGGCCACUGGUGGGGCAUCUUCCAAUGUGGACAUUCUCCAGGUGCUGUCUGAUGUGUUCAAUGCACCGGUGUACACCAUCGACGUGGCCAACUCUGCCUGCCUGGGCUGCGCCUACAGAGCUCUGCAUGGGCUGGUCUCCGAGGCUGGGGAAGCAUUCCAGGAAGCUGUCCGUAAUGCCCCGGAACCACAGCUGGCUGUGAACCCGACCCCAGGGGCCGAAGAGGUUUAUGAGUCACUGCUGAGAAGAUAUGCCGCGCUGGAGGAGAGGAUUCUGGGGGAGACCACGCCGUGAUGGGAUUCAGCACUCCCAGGAGCUCAUAUUGCAGAUUGAGGACUUGUUUGCCAACCGCCUGUGAUGCCACAAGUGGACCAGGAGCCUUGGAUACAGUGACCUACACACACAACCACACAUUGUUUAUCAUGUGACUUUGGCAGAACGUGCAUGGUGCAAAAGAGACACUUUCACCGCAUUGACUUGUCAGAGUGUAGAUGCACUACUUCAAGGGCAACUUUGGGAUUUUUCAUCUUGUUAUUAAUCGGUCCAUCCUAUGAGGCAACCAGCAUGUCAAAGUAAACCACCAAGGGUCUGACAACAUGAGAAGGCUUACUUUGACUUUGUCCUUUGUCUUUGUCCAUUGAGGUAAACAGAUAUAUAUCUAUCUCUCAUGUUGUCAGACACUUAUAAUAACAUUAUGAGCCUGUUAUUGGCAUAAACAAGCAUUUGACUUUGACCCAGAUGCCUGCCCAAUUUGGAUUUCAUUGUAUUGGCGAUUUGCAGUGGCCGGUUAUAGCAUUCUAACUCAAUACUGGACCAAGUAAACCUUUUACCUAGUAAAGCUUUGGCCCUGAAAAGAUGGGGACAAUACAGAAAUGUCCCUUUAAAGGGACCAACACUUCGAUUCCGGCCAAUCGAGGACCAGUUGUAGAUAGCCACCGGAUUAAACUUUUCAACCUGCUUCAUACAUGUCUUGAGAUACAAAAAUACACACACUAUGGCAAGUGCUGAAUGAUGACUGAGCCAAUCACAAAAGAGCUAGUAUCUUCGGCAUCAUUUGGUGAAUUUGGAGACGGACCCGGCACAGUUUGGCUCACCAAGGAGAGGGUCCAAAAUGAGCUCGGCACAGUUUGACACCUUUCAACUCGUAAUGGGAAUGCAAAUUAGCUCCAAACAGUCCGUCGCUGUUGUUGUUCCGUAUCAACACAAAAAAUUAUGCAUAUCUUUUGUUAUCAAGUCAUUUUGGAUGAGGUCCACUUAAUAUUUCAAACCUUUGCCGAGGUGUAUUCCAUAGGGAAAGGUAUAAACUGAGGAAAUGAUGAGAUAGUAAGUCAUCUUAUUCAAAAUCUAGAAGCUCUUAAAGUUACCAUAUAUUUCUAAAUAUACAGAACACUAUGUUGUUUGCAAGUUAUAUACCCUGCUGAAUCAAACUAUGCUGUAGUGACAAUAGAAAAUGAUUUAAAUCAAAAUAUAAAUACAUCAAUAUAUGUAAGUGAAAUGGUUAGUUCCUCUUUUGGAGAUAGAAAACACUAUUUUCGUGUUAUUAUUAUUGAUUUGCAAAUAACUUUUGUCAAAUUUAAAAACAAUGAUAAUUUUGUAUUUAGGAAAAGCAAUAUUUGUUAAUUCUCACUCCAGCACAGUGGUCCCUUUAAAUCUGACUGAACAUUUCUGUUUAUUGAUCUGUGUGCUCUUUUGUAAUUAUUUUAGCAAGGAUUUCCUCAUCAGCUGCAAGUAGUUUGUCUGGCCCUCUAGUUGCUGUCAUUGGGAUAUUAAUGGUAUACAGUAUGUUCUUCGCCGGUACCCAACACAUACCAUCCCUGCCUGGCCAAGAAUACGAUCUUGUUGGGCAUUUUGAAUGCAUACAUUUGAUUUGAACAGCCCUUUGAGUUGUCAAUUUCCUCUAUCAGUCCAAACCAGUAAAACAUCUUCAUGCAUACAGAUCGUAAAGGUAUUUAGUGAGGGGCUAAUGGUUUGGAAGAGGAGGAGGUAUCUGCAGAAGAAGAUGGGGAGGAAUACAACCCAGAGCAUGAUGCAUCUUCUUCAGAUGAUGAUGAAGAAAUCCCCCAAGCUGAAAGAGAGACAUUUUUGUCAAAGAACAGAAAAAUAGCCUGGUCUUUGUCACCAUGUGACAACCGGGGCAGGAUGGCAGCACCAAAUGUCCUAACAGAUUACCCCAGUGGACCAUGCCCAGGACAACGCUUCAACAUUCUACAGGUUCAUCACACCAGCCAUUGACAAAAUCAUCCUGGAAAUGACAAAUCUGGAGGAUGUGUAUAGGUCCCGAGGCGGGGCUACAUCUAGUUUCUGGGAUGCAGAGUGGAAGGCCGAUUUUCCGUGCAACGAUUCCACUGAAGUCUUUCACACUUUCAAGAAUGCUUUAAGUUGAUAACUGGGAGUCAAGACCUGCAAGACAUGUGGCAGACAAACUGGCAGCCAUUAGAGAGGUCUGGGAGAAGUGGGUGGAGCGUCUACCAAACCUCCACCUCAGUGACAGUGGAUGGGCAACGGAGCAAUGCCACUAAGGCUUCCAUUCAGAGGGACAUUUUUAUUUUCAUUCAUCUGUAAUGUAAGUGAUUUUCACUGGUAAAUAUGUUAUAUAUUGUUGUAAUUGUAUUGGUUUCUGUGAUUGUUUUCUGCGACACUGAUACUAAUAACUAAUGGUAAUCUUUUGUCAAAAGGUCGCUGUUCUUUUUGGCAGUGUAUGCCCAGGAAACCAGCAAAGUAUGACAUAAAAAUAUGGGUGGCCUCUGACGUACAAUCCAGUUACACUUACACCGGGAAGCCGACCAGUGGAGGCCCAGAGAAGAACCAGGGGAUGCGGGUUGUGCUUGAUGUGACUGAGGGGGUCACAAUGUCACGUGUGACCAUUUUUUACACCUCUUAUGAACCUGUCCAGCAGGUCCUGAAGAGUCAGAGAGACGUAGAAAGAACAAGCCUGAGCUCCCCCUUGCAUUCCUGUCUACAAGAAGGGAGAAAAGCUUUCUCAUCAAAGUACACACACACACACACACACAC